AUGCGCGGUGAGAACCGGCCCCUCAACGCGGGGCCCCAGCGCGGCCGAGAGACUCAGGGCAAGUCCGCUUCCGCCCCCAGCCCACAUGGCCGCGGCCGCCCGCGCCAGUACCCAGCGUGCGCCCCGCACGGCCAGGAUCCGGUGGGGCCCCAGAUCCCCCGGAGGAGAGAGGGGGCGGCGGCGCUUCAGACUGUGGGGAGGAGGAAGCGCGGCCGGCGCGACCGCGGGGGAGCGGUUGUGCGAUCAGAUCGAUCUAAGAUGGCGACUGUGGAACCGGAAACCACCCCUACUCCUAAUCCCCCACCUACAGAAGAAGAGAAAACAGAAUCUAAUCAGGAGGUUGCUAACCCAGAGCACUAUAUUAAACAUCCUUUACAGAACAGAUGGGCACUCUGGUUUUUUAAAAAUGAUAAAAGCAAAACUUGGCAAGCAAACCUUCGGCUGAUCUCUAAGUUUGAUACUGUUGAAGACUUUUGGGCUCUGUACAACCAUAUCCAGUUGUCUAGUAAUUUAAUGCCUGGCUGUGACUACUCACUUUUUAAGGAUGGUAUUGAGCCUAUGUGGGAAGAUGAGAAAAACAAACGAGGAGGACGAUGGCUCAUUACAUUGAACAAACAGCAGAGACGAAGUGACCUCGAUCGCUUUUGGCUAGAGACACUGCUGUGCCUUAUUGGAGAGUCUUUUGAUGACUACAGUGAUGAUGUAUGUGGAGCUGUGGUUAAUGUUAGAGCUAAAGGUGAUAAAAUAGCAAUAUGGACUACUGAAUGUGAAAACAGAGAAGCAGUUACACAUAUAGGGAGGGUAUACAAGGAAAGGUUAGGACUUCCUCCAAAGAUAGUGAUUGGUUAUCAGUCCCAUGCAGACACAGCUACUAAGAGCGGCUCCACCACUAAAAAUAGGUUUGUUGUUUAAGAAGACACCUUCUGAGUAUUCUCAUAGGAGACUGCGUCAAGCAAUCGAGAUUUGGGAGCUGAACCAAAGCCUCUUCAAAAGCAGAGUGGACUGCAUUUAAAUUUGAUUUCCAUCUAAAUGUUGCUAAGAUAUAAGAGAAGUCUCAUUCGCCUUUGUCUUGUACUUCUGUGUUCAUAUAUUUUUUUUUUCUUAAUUUUGGCUAGAGUGUCCACUAUCCCAAUCAAAGAAUUACAGUACACAUUGUCCCCAGAAUCCAUAAAUGUGUUCCUGGCUCACUCUGUAAUAGCUUAAAAGAAUUAACGAUUACAAACACAUUUGACCCAUCUACAAUAUUAAAGAAAAGAAUUUGCAUUUCUAUACCUUACAAGAGAACGAUUCUGUUUAUGUUCCAUUGUAUGCAGGAGCAUAUUUUGCUGGUUUGAAAGAGUAUGAUGCAUACAGUUUUCUAACAAUUUUCUUUGUUUCUUUUUACAGCAUUGUCUGUGCUGUACUCUUGCUGAUGGCUGCUAGAUUUUAAUUUAUUUGUUUCCCUACUUGAUAACAUUAGUGAUUCUGAUUUCAGUUUUUCAUUUGUUUUGCUUUUGUUUUUUUCCUCAUGUAACAUUGGUGAAGGAUCCAGGAAUAUGACACAAAGGUGGAAUAAACAUUAAUUUUGUGCAUUCUUUGGUAAUUUUUUUGUUUUUUUGUAACUACAAAGCUUUGCUACAAAUUUAUGCAUUUCAUUCAAAUCAGUGAUCUAUGUUUGUGUGAUUUCCUAAACAUAAUUGUGGAUUAUAAAAAAUGUAACAUCAUAAUUACAUUCCUAAUUAGAAUUAGUAUGUCUGUUUUUGUAUCUUUAUGCUGUAUUUUAACACUUUGUUAUACUUAGGUUAUUUUGCUUUGGUUAAAAAAUGGCUCAAGUAGAAAAGCGGUCCCAUUCAUAUUAAGACAGUGUACAAAACUGUAAAUAAAAUGUGUACAGUGAAUUGUCUUUUAGACAA
Molecule: messenger RNA, 1892 nt
Organism: Lagenorhynchus albirostris (white-beaked dolphin)
Lineage: Eukaryota; Metazoa; Chordata; Mammalia; Artiodactyla; Delphinidae
Gene: EIF4E
Product: eukaryotic translation initiation factor 4E
Exons: 8
Coding region: 1-912 (303 amino acids)
Biological process (GO): translational initiation
Cellular component (GO): cytoplasm; eukaryotic translation initiation factor 4F complex
Molecular function (GO): RNA 7-methylguanosine cap binding; translation initiation factor activity
Source: RefSeq, a predicted model, not a curated record